GUAGAGUCUAGGUUAUUUCUACUAAUGUAAAUAAUAAUUUGUUUAAAUAUAUUAUUAUAUUUCAUUGGAUACAAAUUUCAAAGGCGACCUAUAUUAUUAUAGAAUCUUAUUCAAAUUAAUAUCCUCCAUUAUUAGUGAACAUUACAAUGACAACAACUACAAAAGCGUCCGUGUCGCAAAUUCUUCGCCACAAAGAUGACUUGGGUGAAGAUGAUGACGAGCCGAAGAAGAAAUCACGCGAAGAUUGGCGGAAAGCUAAAGAGUUGGAAGAGGCGCGAAAAGCAGGAACAGCGCCUGCUGCAGUAGAUGAGACAGGCAAGGACAUAAACCCUCACAUACCUCAAUAUAUAUCAUCUGCUCCAUGGUACUAUGGAACAAGUGGACCAACACUUAAACAUCAAAGACCUCAGGCUGAUAGAGAAGGAAGUUUUACAAAGCUUGAUACCUAUUACAACAAGGGUGUUGAUGUUUCAAAAGUUUCGACAAAAUUCAGAAAAGGAGCUUGUGAAAAUUGUGGAGCAAUGACACAUAAAAAAAAAGAUUGUCUUGAAAGGCCAAGAAAGAUUGGUGCAAAGUUCACAAGUGCAGGUAUAGCAUUAGAUGAAUUUAACCAACCAAACUUAAACUUAAGUUAUGAUGGCAAACGAGACAGGUGGAAUGGAUAUGAUCCAUCAGAACACAAAGCCAUAAUUGAGGAAUAUCAAAAGGUUGAAGAGGCUAAGCGAGAAAUGAGAGCCCAAAAAUUGGAAGAAGACCCUACAGCUGCUGAAGAUGAAGAUAAUGAUGGUGAAGAUGAAGAUAAAUAUGUUGAUGAAGUGGAUAUGCCGGGUACAAAGGUGGACUCAAAACAACGUAUCACAGUACGAAAUCUUCGUAUACGUGAAGAUACAGCGAAGUACCUUCGUAAUUUAGACUUGAAUUCAGCAUACUAUGAUCCUAAAACUAGAUCUAUGAGAGAUAACCCACACCCUGAAGCCGCAGAAAGUGACUACGCAGGCGAGAACUUCGUCCGUCUGACAGGUGACACAGUGUCCCACGCCGCAGCUCAAGUGUUCGCGUGGGAAGCGCAGGCGGCGGGAUUGGACGUGCAUCUGUUGGCCGAACCAACUAAGUUGCAAAUGCUGCAGAAUGACUAUCAUCAUAAGAAGGAAAGGUUUGAGGGGCAGGUUAAACAAUCCGUUCUGGACAAAUAUGGCGGUGAGGAGCACUUAAAGGCACCCCCUAGAGAGUUACUUUUGGCUCAAACAGAAAUCUUCACUCAGUAUAACCGAGACGGUACACUUGUUACUGCAUCUGAGAAACAGUGGCUGAAGAGUCAAUAUGAAGAAGAUGUUCUCAUAAAUAACCAUACAUCAGUUUGGGGAUCGUAUUGGAAGGAUGGCCAGUGGGGAUACAAGUGUUGCUAUUCAUUUAUUAAGAUGUCUUAUUGUGUGGGCGAAGCGGGCAAAUCUGUUGUAUUAGAUGUACAAGAUCCGAGUGCUUCAGAUAAAAAAGCCGCGCCAAAAAUAGAGAAAUCUUCAUCAUCCAGCUCAGAGUCAUCAUCAGAAUCAGAAGACGAAAAGAAAAGUAAGACAGAGAAGACAAGUAAGAAAAAGAAAAAUAAGAAGAAAGCCAAGAAAAAGAAGAAGAAGACGCUUGAAAAAGAAAAGAAAACAGAGGAUAAAUUGAAGAAGGCUUUAGAAAUGGAGGACCGAAAUCAAAGGCAUGCUGAAUACUUAUUAUCCAAAGAUGAAAGAAAGAGACCCUACAACAGUAUGAUUGAAGUAAAGGAGCCAACUCAAGAGGAAAUGGAAGCAUACAUGAUGAAGAGGAGAAGGGAUGAAGAUCCUAUGAGCCAGUUUAUGUCAUAGAUAUCAGACAGUUACAA
This is a messenger RNA of Pieris rapae (cabbage white), 1867 nucleotides long. RefSeq names its product pre-mRNA-splicing factor Slu7 (gene Slu7). NCBI's taxonomy places the organism in Eukaryota, Metazoa, Arthropoda, Insecta, Lepidoptera, Pieridae. The record is from RefSeq and is a predicted model, not a curated record. Gene Ontology annotation, molecular function: pre-mRNA 3'-splice site binding. Gene Ontology annotation, biological process: mRNA splicing, via spliceosome. Bases 147 to 1850 code for a protein of 567 amino acids. The transcript has 12 exons. Gene Ontology annotation, cellular component: spliceosomal complex.